Messenger RNA from Pocillopora meandrina, 2142 nucleotides. The record is from the annotation of a GenBank genome assembly. Lineage: Eukaryota; Metazoa; Cnidaria; Anthozoa; Scleractinia; Pocilloporidae.
AUGGAUAACUCAGAGGUACUACAUUUGAAUUUAGUGCUGGAUCUGGUAUCCUUUUUCAAUAUUUUCAGAGGAGACAUGGAGAGAAUCAUCGAUGAACAUGCCCAAAACUUGGCACAAGCUUGUCGCGAUUAUCCCGAUGUAGAGGUUAUUCAUUCCGGAAGCGGAUUCGAAGGGCUUUCUCUUCCUCAACUGGUUCACGGUCAAACAUGGAAUACUGAUGCCGACCACAUGAUCAUCAAAACCAGCCCUAAAUUACAAGAAGGUGUGAAGCGAAAGGAGACCGAAGGAGAGAAAAGCAUUGAAGAAGACGAACACGUUGCGCAUGAGAAAGGGUCUCUUACUGACAAGGAACCAAAUAUCGCGGAAAAUGACCUGUUCAUUUAUGACGCUUCGCAUGCAGGAUAUUUACACUUGUCGAAUAAGAGGCUCAUUUUUCCAACUGAUUCAGAUUCUGUUCGGGAGCACUACCUUCAGAAUUCGAAAUUCAUCGAGAGUAGUCGGGAGCUCAUUCCGUUGAAUCUUCCAUGGCUGACAUCGAAGGAAGGCUCCAUUGUAGGUCCUUCGUAUUCCUUGCAGUAUGCCACUGGCUCAUAUAACGUCGAUCAUGACUUUGUAUAUGGGCUGAAAUGUGAAAAGUGGCCAUUGCAAGCGACGGAGUGGAUUCUUAGGGACAGGCCGCAAUCUUGGCCAAGUUUCGAGCAGGUUUCCGCGAUAUCAUCUCAGGGUUGUCAUGUCGUUCCGGUUGGUUCCCACAUGAGCCACCUCAAGGAGUUCGAGUGGCGAUUUUCUUUCUCUGUUGCUGAGCUGAUGCUUGCUCGUUCCCUGACAGACGAACAAAAGUUAGCAUACUCCGUGCUUAAGGUACUGAUCAAAAGUGAGAUGAAAUUGCGUGACGCAGAUGCUUUCGCCUCGUAUUAUCUCAAAACGUGUUUAUUUUGGUUGCUUGAGAAGAAGGGAGUCAAGGUUUGGAAUGAACAGAGCUUGGCCACAAAUGUUCUUGAACUGCUCGAUUUCCUUAUUGCAUUCUAUGCCAAAGGCUCGGUGCCAAAUUAUUUUAUUGCUAAGAACAACAUGGUGGAUCACCGCUCUCCUGAAGACAUUUUGAAAACGUGUCACGCUCUGAGGGAAAUCCGCGACUCUGUAACGCAAUCUUUUUGUCAUUACGUACAAAGCAAUCAAGUAUUGCCGGUUUUGUUUGAUACAUCGCUCACUCAGCUGCUCAAAGAAAACCCUACAAAGUUUCUCCAGAGUUGUAAAUACAAUUUUCUAGUAAUGGCUUUGGCUUAUAUUCUAAGACCCGUGAAGAAAGUUCAAAUUAACAUUUCGAGUCGGUGUCUCGAAUCUGCUGCUUGUCUGGUGAAGAAGGCCGAAAUUCUACACAGAGCUACUCGCGAAGCUGGGUCUCAAGGGUACACAAGGUUGCUUUCAGCUCUUUCUGACACUUUCACACCCGUUGAAAAUCCAACAACAAACAUGGUGCUUUCAAUGCUCGAGGAAUACUUAGCCACAGAUGAGAUGAAAGUAACGGAAGCGAGUGCUGUAGCCUUGGCGGUGUUUAACGUUUUUUUAGCUCUUCAUCCAUCGUCUCUCCACAAGGAAAGUUGGGACAAUUCUUUAGAGUUUCAUGAGUACCUGGUAAACCCCAUCUUCAAAGAUUGCCUCUUCUGGGCAGCUCAAGUUCACGAAAGAUAUUGCGACGCCAUCUAUAACUUUGUCGUAAAGAAAUGGGUUGGUGGACCCAACUUUUUUACAACGGAUCACGAAGCCACCAAGUUUAUGAAGCUUCUGAUGGUAAUUCUUGGAAAACCUACCAAGCAGGCAAGCGCUGUGACUGGAUCUUUGUUUCGGUCAAGCAAUGAAGGACAAAUGUUUUUCCUGACUCGUCUCCUCGCAGAUUAUUUGAUGCACGUUCAUUUGGAGUGCGCCUACGUCACAUUUCAAGCAAGCGCGUUCCUCAUGAACAAGAGCGUCCUAUCCGAAAUUUACUUGAGUAUUAACUGGGGAACCUACAAGCCAAGCCAACUGCUCGCUAUUGAACUAGUCUUGUCUAAACAAGAAUUACAAGCUGAACUGUCCGAGGAAGACUUUACCAAGCUGAUUGAAAAGCAACACGAGUUGAAAACAGAACUUAGCAUUGGAUAG